Messenger RNA from Ilyonectria robusta, 6816 nucleotides. Its product is annotated as ankyrin repeat-containing domain protein. The record is from RefSeq and is a predicted model, not a curated record. NCBI's taxonomy places the organism in Eukaryota, Fungi, Ascomycota, Sordariomycetes, Hypocreales, Nectriaceae. Bases 189 to 6758 code for a protein of 2189 amino acids. Gene Ontology annotation, molecular function: protein binding. The transcript has 3 exons.
GGUUGAUCAGGCUGGCAAGCGGGGCGGUGUUGGCUUCGCCUCAAAGUGUCGCACCCGAAGAAUCCGAUGGAAACACAAUUCUGUUCUUUUCCACAUCCGAUAGAGCUCAUCUUGCAUCCGUUGCUGGAUAAUACUGAUUGUCGAGUCCCUCGUGUUUGAAGCAUCUCUCCUGAGUCGCGAGGGCCCACAUGGAUCCUUUCUCUAUCUCAGCUAGCAUUGCGGGACUGGUUUCCCUCGCUGAUCUGGUGUUCCGAACUGCCACGAAAUACGUCAAAGGUGUCCGAGGAUCACGUCAGGAAAUCACAGAUUUGUUGGGCGAGGUGAAAAGCGUCUCCCUCCUGCUGCACAACCUGUCGUUGGUUGCGUUCGAACUAGAAAGCGACUCUGCCACUGGCGAAACCGCCGCCGAACAAUCCCACCAUGUCAAGCCACACCAUCUCCAUGGCUGCCAAAAGCUGCUCAAAAGACUCGAAACCGGUCUGACUGAUGCAAAUACGAAUCUGGAGUCCAAGUCUUCGUUCACCAGGAUACAACGCCGUCUAAAAUGGCCCUUCUCGUCGACCGAAACAAAAGAAAUCCUCCAGGAAAUUCAGCGUCAUAACCAAACCAUCAGUCUUGCACUGGCAGCGGAUUCCAUAUCCCAGUUGAGAAAGCUGUUGUCUCGACAAGAGGAAACAUCAAAUCGCAUCAAGAGUCUACAAGUCACGGCCAAGCAGAUCCUUGAUAUCGAGACAAAGAUCUUCCUGGAUGAAAAGAGACGCCGCGUUCUUCAAUUAUUCUCAAAGGUCAACCCACGCUCGGAAUUUGCGACUGUCAAGAAAUUGCGCCAUCCCCUUACCGGCCUUUGGCUAACAGAGGGUCCUGAGUUUGGGGAAUGGUACCGUACGCCAAACGCCAGGAUCUGGAUCACUGGUAUCCCCGGGGCUGGAAAGUCCGUGAUAGCAGGAGCUGUAAUCCAAGAGUGUCUUCAGCGAACCAAGACAAACCCUGGAACAGCCGUGGCCUACUUCUUUUGCAACUACAGAGAUCCAAAAUCCCAUGAAUCUUCCAGCAUACUCGCAUCACUAGCCUCUCAGCUGGCUCAGCAAAACGAAACCGCCUACAGAUUGCUGGAAGAGUACUACGAUGACCUACGACCAGAAGAUAAUCUCUCAGCAGAUCCGACGGCAGAGGAGUUGAUUGAAGUCAUUUGCGAGAUGUCUACCUCCUAUAAUCAAGUCUAUUUGAUUGUUGAUGGACUCGAUGAGUGUGAUAAACAAGUGGACGCGACUUUGAGAGAUUUGCUAGCUCUUGCCAUGACACAAACUCAUGACCUCAUCAACAUUGCUCUACUCAGCCGAGACGAACUCCUGAUUCGACACCAAGUAGAAGAUCAUUUUUAUUGUGUCGAAAUGGAAGCCCGUACUGAGGACAUUCAAAUAUACGUGGCCUCGGAGCUAGAACACCGCAUCAGUUUGGGAAGAUUAAGGUUUCGUGACAUUGAAUUGAAAGAUCAUAUUAUGGUCCGGCUAGUGGGUGGAGCUAAAGGAAUGUUUCGGUGGGUGGCUUGCCAGCUGGACCAUAUUUGCGAGCUUCCAACGGACAGAGCCCGUCGAGAAGCCUUGGAAAAGUUACCGCCGACCUUACCCGGCACCUAUGAGCGUAUUCUCAUGAGGCUUGAAGAGUCCAGUGAAGCUGUGAGAAACCUUGUACGAAGAGCCCUGCAGCUGAUUGCGGUUCGUCAUGUCGAAAAACUCAGAUUUGAAGAGAUCUGCGAAGCACUAUCGAUUUCAGAUGACUCAGACACUUUCCAUGAUGAUGAGACUGUGGAAAAGUGCGAAGUUCUUCAAUGGUGUGGCAGUCUCAUUCGAGCAUCCCAUCAAGACCAUGUCGUUGAAUUUGCGCAUUAUACAGUCCAGGAAUUUCUUGAAGACAUUUGUCCCACACAUCCAAAGCUUAGCACCUAUGCCAUCUCUGACGAAAAGGCCUACGACUUACUGGGAUCGCUCUGCCUCCGCUACCUAACACUGACGAACUAUGAUCGAGCGCCGGAAGCAACCCAGAGCGAGAUUCAUCACAUCAUGAAAAGAAAAGAGCUCCAUCCCCUAUACGAACAUGCCGCCGUGUACUGGCCAUAUUACAUUCAACGCUUUUCAAACGGAAGUCCGACCCCGACACAUCUCAAUGUGCUGUUCCGGAAUGAAAAGACGGCGAACUUUUGCUCAUGGACAAUAGAAAUAAUUCACCAAUAUUUCUCGAAGUGGUCAAAGAAUUCUCACAUAUCAUCGCAACACUUUGAAAAGGGCUCUGAAGUCGCGAUCGAGAUCAUUGCUGCUGUUCUCAGACCAGAUUUCACUCCCCUCCAUAUGGCAGCCAUAUUAGGAUUGUCAGAUCUUUGCGCUCACCUAUUGGAGAAAGGAGCAAAUGUGAAUCUGAGGAGCAAGUUUGGUACCCCGUUGCAAUGUGCGAUUGGUUGUUUCACGGUGUUUUCGGAUUCCGAGUCUCCCAGCCAAUUCGAGUCAAUUGUUAAAGUGAAGCGUCGGGCAGAUUUCAUUUCCGAGACAGCAAGACAGACGACGGCUCAAUUAUUAGUUCAAGCAGGGGCAAAAGCCGAAUUACGAUUCACUACACCCUUCAGAAACUCGACAGUCUUAUCUCUCGCUCUUAUGUCAUCUCGGUUAAGACCGGGUUUUGAGAUGGUAGUUUACUUUCUCAAGGCCGGAAUUGCCGUGGAAGAGGAAGACUUGGAGACUUUCCGGCGCUCCUAUGGAUACAUUUCUCGUGAAACACUGGAUGAUCUUCAGAGAAUGUUUGAUGGUGGAAGGGUGUUUUCGGAGUUGCUGUCGGCGCUUGGAGAGUCAGGUACGGCAUCGAUUGUGCAGUCCCGUCUAUACAGCAUGACUCUCAGAUUCAUGAAUGAGAAGAAACUGGACACACAUGGAAUAUCUUCGGAGGUGCUUCCCGGACACAACGCAUCUGAGGAUGAGGUUUGCGCUUUCAUCACCUCUGCUAUCAAACGAAAUGAUAUACCUACACUGAAGAUGUUCCUUGGAAGCAGUCGAUCGGAACGGGUGAAACACGGUGGACUUGAUGCCUCGGACCCAGAUCCCAAUUGGACCUCACUUCACAUUGCGAUCUCGGCGGGAUCACUGGAUGCGCUCGAUCUGCUGCUUCGCUCAGGAUGCGACCCAAACAGCCAAUCAGAAGAUGGUAGAACACCUGUUCAUUUCUGUUGCGAAAAUGAGCAUGAAGACGCUCUUCGAACGCUGCUGCGAUUUGACGCCUCCACCAUCAUACAAGACAAGGAUCUACAGACCGUUUGGCACCGAAGCGCCGCAGCAAACUCCACCAGGAUUUUGAAGGUUCUCAUCGAACUUGAUAGAAACGACAAAGCGUUGCAAAUGGUGUCUGGCAGACAUGAGACGCCGAUCGGUACAGCACUCGCCAAUGAACACGGAGAGUCCACUCUUUUCCUUCUGAAAUAUUGCAACUCUGCCGAAUUUUGGAAGAGCGGAAGAUCUAUGUAUCGAGCAGCGGCUGCGAUAGGUUUCCCGGAAAUCAUCCGAAAAAUGAUUGACAUUGGAAUCGAGGUGGAUGGUAUAGAUGACAUCACAGGCAACCCACUCCAUUUUUUCCACCGAAACCUGAACCCCGAGUCUAUCAAACUUCUCAUGGAGCUCUUUCCUCUACAUCAACGACGACAAGAGGAUUUCAGGACUCCAUUUGAGUUGAUGUUAUCACAAGCCAUGUACAGGCCGGAUGAAGGACUUCAUAAGGAUGUCUAUGAAAUCAUCCUCUCGCAUGCUUCAACGCAUUCAACUCCGCAUGAAGUCAGUAUUUUGUGGUCAUUUAUCGGCUCGGAUAUCAUGCCGCGGGUUGUUAUUGAUCAUAAUGAUUUCAUAUGGCUUCAUGACAUUAUUUCUACCCUUAUCCAGUUGGGAAUUCCGAGGUUGUAUGAGCAGGAAAAGAAGAGUUCGGCCAUCUUACCGUUCAUUUUCUGGGCAAUCGAUGACAUCAAACCAAGGGUUUCAGCCUUCACAAGCGGAGUGCCCACCCCCAAGUACAUUGUCCAAUGGAGAUGGAUCUCCGAGAUCUUACUGCAAAUGAUCAAAGAAACAACAUUCUUGUCCACUGCGGCCAAAGAACCAGCCAUGGUUAACCUUCUAUUGGCGUGUCUUAUCCAUCACGAUAUUGCACUGACGAGUUUGCUGUUGGAGAACGGUGUGGACAUUCAUUCGAGAGUGGACCAGGUGUCUCCGUUUGAAUUUGCCUGCUUUCCUCGAGUGAACCUGGAGGAGCCUAUGUUUCAACUUCUCCUGCGGCACUCCAGAGCAGACGAAAUGUUCCGAGGGAAUGAAACCUUGCAAAGGCGUGGAGUUGUUCACUUCACUGCAGGCUCUGCAGCUAUCGGCGGCUCGGUUUCAAUUCUAAAGUGCCUACUAAGGACCGGAGUUGAUGUGAAUUUGCUAAUUGCCGAGACUGGUGUAUCACCACUUUUGCAUCACAUUUACUGUAACUCCCUCGACACUGUGGAAGUUCUGUUCAAUUUUGGAGCUGAUCCAUGGGCUACGGGUGGAGAGUCUUUUGACGCACCGCUGACAGCAAUCGUGACUGGUCAAUCGUCACUGCUGCCAAUGAUUGCAGCUGUCUGUGAGGACAAAGGUCUCACUCCUCUGUGGGCUCGAACCUGGAAGGCCUCUUGGCAUGGAAAGCUAUUUUCUGGUGGAAAUGCUCUCCAUUUGGCUGCUUGCUUUGGCGAACUCGAAUGUUUGAAGUUCUACUUGGAUGGGGGCCUCUUGAGCAACAUUAACGUCACGGAUGAUGACCUCGAGACCCCCAUGCACUACGCAGCUCGAUUUGGGAAGGCAGAAGUCAUUGAAUUCCUCCAUGCUCAUGGUGGAAAUAUCAACGCUACCUGUCGCUCUGGACUCACCCCAUUGCAUUUAUCAACUAUGCUUCAACAGUUGGAUGCCACACAAGCCUUGGUAAAGCUUGGUUCAAAUCACAUUCCCUGCUCUUCUGGAUGCGUCCCUCUCGUGUACGCUUACAGAACUGGUAACCCCGAUAUCAUCAGUGCUCUAGAGUCUUCCGAUGAGUCUGCUCGGAACAGCCACUCAAUAAGUAAUCCCAGAGGUCUUCGAGCUAUAGCAGAUUUGUUUUCUGCUGCGAUUCGAAACAAUGACAUCACUGCUUGCGAGAACGUGGUUGCCCUUGGGUGUCCGAUUGAUGUCGAGUUAACCCAGCCCCCAGGCAUCCAACCCUUGAUGCAUGCUAUCAGUGAGCACAAGAGCCUCGAGGUGGUGAAUUGGCUGCUCCAAAAGGGUGCAACUGUCUCUACAACCUACGAGGAAGGUUUGUUCUCGACCGCCCUUGAGGCUGCUCUGGCGCAACCGAUCUACAACUCACUCAUACCCACCAUGACCACUCAGUAUUUUGAUGAGGGAGGCAAAUUCCUUAACCUGCCGCGCAGCCCCCUGCACACUGCUGCGAAUCACGGAAAUGUUACCGGACUCCGGGAGCUUUUGAAUGCCUUUCGCCAAGUACACCUGCGCAGGGAAACAGCAAUUCUACAGGAAAAUGAAAUACCAAUGACCAGCCAACAUCUUGAAGAGAUUCUUGCCGCGAUCGUCAACCAAAGAGAUACUAGCAAUGGAGGCAAUACGCCACUUCAUCUGGCAGCGAGAAGGAACGACGUCCAUCUGGUCCAGGUCCUCCUCGACAAUUUCGCGAAUAUUGAGGAAAUGGAUAACUACAACAGCACACCAUUGCACACUGCCACUUUAAACGGAUCGACAGAGGUUGUUCAAUUACUUCUGAGAUAUGGCGCCUGUCCCGAUGUCUUCAAUCUCCAUGCUAGGACACCGUUGAUGCUUGCUUGCGCACAUAGCACCUGGGAAACAGUCAAACUUCUAUCUGAGAAGAGCGCCCGUGGUGUGGUCUCAGGUUAUUUGGAUCAAACACCAUUGGAUUACAUGCUUGGUGUCCAGGCAAACCUUCCGGAUUGCCACCCUGAUGUCCGGAUCUUCAAUUUCCUACUCGACAAAGGGAAUCAUUCGCAUUUCAGAAAUCUUUUGGGGCCCUCCGAGGUCUGCCACCUCCUAUCCAAUCAUUCUCGGGUCCACUUGCGAUCUUUACUGGGCACAGAUGCUACAUCCAUCAUAACUGGGAAGAUUAAAUGGCCUCGCCCUCACUUUGGAGGUAAUUUACAGCCAUCAAGCAACCUGAUCGCAGCAACAAGAAAUUUUCGUCUUCUUCGUCACUAUCUCAGCAAAGAUGAACUACACGAAACGUCAGAUCUUUCAAGGCCGGGAAAUCAUAACCUCUUUUGCACAGCUGCUUGUUGGGGGGUGGUCCAAGCAAUCCAGAACUUGCUUGCGAUCGGAGCUAAUAUUGAUCAACAAUGCUGCGAACACGGCACGCCUUUGAUGGCCGCAGCUUCAUGUCGCAAGUUCGAAACAGUCAAAUUCCUCGUCCGUCAAGGAGCUAAGGCAAUGUAUGAGGACAAUGGAUUGGGGGUAGGUGGGAUCAGGGUUGCAAGUUAUGGUUGGCCAAUCAUGAAUUGGCUGCUGGUAACUCGUCAUACUGAGCAGCCGAAACUUACGAAUACUAUUUCUGGUGAACCAACCGGGAAUUUCGCCAACUGGUCAGGAGGCUCGACCGUUGAGGUGCCGUUGAAGUGGGAAUGGAGGAAAAGGCGAGAUGAGACAAUGCUGGAAUAUGCCAGGAGACGGCAGGCAAUCGUGUUGAAGCUGAGAGGGAGAGUACUGUUUGUAAACUAAGGAGUCCAUGAAUUCAAGCUCGCUCGCGCCGGCAGGUUAACACCUUAGAUAUUUGUCC